AUGACAAUCCCUAAUACCGUCCGCAUCGUCGAAGUCGGCCCCCGCGACGGCCUCCAGAACAUCCAAGACCAGAUCCCCACCGAAACCAAACUCGAGCUCAUCCGCCGCCUCCAAGCCACCGGUCUGCGCUCCAUCGAGCUCACCUCGGCCGUCUCGCCCCGCGCCAUCCCCCAGCUCGCCGACUGCCGCACCAUCCUCGACGACCCGCACAUCCGCCAGAUGCAGCACGACGCCGGCCUCCGGCUACCCGUGCUCGUGCCCAACCUCAAGGGGCUCGAGACCGCACUCGCACACGGGGCCACCGAGGUCGCCGUGGUCGUCAGCGCCACGGAGGGCUUCAGCCAGGCGAACAUCAAGUGCUCCGUGGCGGAGGGGCUGGAGCGGGCGCGCAACGUGGCCGAGAAGGCGCGCGACGCUGGACUUGCUGUUCGGGGGUACGUCUCGUGCAUCUUCGCGGACCCCGUGGACGGGCGCACGGACCGCGCGGCCGUGCGGCGCUGCACGCGCGAGCUGCUCGCCAUGGGCUGCUACGAGGUGAGUCUGGGGGAUACGCUGGGGGUCGGGGAGGCGGAGCAGGUGCGCGGGCUGAUCGCGGACCUGUGCGCGGGCGGCAUCCCCGUCGAGCGGCUGGCGGGCCAUUUCCACGACACGUACGGGCAGGCGGUGGGGAAUGUGUGGGCGGCGUAUGGGUGCGGGGUGCGGGUGUUCGACAGCAGCGUGGGCGGGCUGGGCGGGUGUCCGUAUGCGCCGGGCGCGAAGGGGAACGCGGCCACGGAGGAUCUGGUGGAUCUGUUUGAGAGCGCGGGCGUGUAUACCGGGGUGGACCUGGGGAAGGUGGUGGAGACCGGGGUGUGGAUUUCGCGGCGGCUGGCGAGGGGGAUGGCGAGUCGGGUUGGGGCGGCGCUGGCGGUGCAGCAUGGGUUGCUUGCGCGGGGCCAGCCCGGGGGAGAUGGGGGUCUUUGGACGUCUGCGGAUGCGCAGGCUGUUGAGAUUCAACGGUGGUUUGAUGGGAUGGGCGUGGAAGUGGAGGAGUCGCAUGGAGUCAGCGCGUUCUAG
This is a messenger RNA of Aspergillus clavatus NRRL 1, 1056 nucleotides long. RefSeq names its product hydroxymethylglutaryl-CoA lyase. The record is from RefSeq and is a predicted model, not a curated record. Bases 1 to 1056 code for a protein of 351 amino acids. The transcript is spliced from 2 exons. Gene Ontology annotation, biological process: L-leucine catabolic process; ketone body biosynthetic process. Lineage: Eukaryota; Fungi; Ascomycota; Eurotiomycetes; Eurotiales; Aspergillaceae. Gene Ontology annotation, molecular function: hydroxymethylglutaryl-CoA lyase activity.